This is a messenger RNA of Mercurialis annua (annual mercury), 1831 nucleotides long. RefSeq lists its product as uncharacterized. Lineage: Eukaryota; Viridiplantae; Streptophyta; Magnoliopsida; Malpighiales; Euphorbiaceae. The record is from RefSeq and is a predicted model, not a curated record. Bases 357 to 1700 code for a protein of 447 amino acids. The transcript has 4 exons.
AAUUUCGUGUAAGGAGGUGACACGAAUAGAAAGGGUAAAGAUAAGUGGCAAAGUGAAUAAGCAGCCACGUUGAAAUGCGCAACGCUAUCCUCACAGUCACAGUGAUCUGCAUGCAGCACCACCAUCAACAUGCAGACGCUGACACAUCUCUUCAAACUGCUUAUAUCAUUAGAACGCGUGUCCAAAUUGUUUCAGAUUCCUAACCCUAAAACCCUCGUCCCUUCUUCUUAUUGGACCGUCUAGCGGCACUAGCUUAACUUCAAGAUCAUUGUUCAUCAUGCUGUCCAUUGAUCUGUUGGAAGCUGCACUCCUCAUGAAAUCAUCUCUUUAAUCAGGUAUAUAAUAAUUAUUGUAUAAUGGAAGACCAGGCCAGAGAUUGGGAGAACCAGGGAUAUGAAGAAAAAAAUGAAAGCUGGAUUUGGGAUAAAGGAUUGUCACUGGGAAAGAAGAUUUUGUUUACUGGUCUUGUCAUGUCUUCGGCACCGGUGGUUAUUCCUCCACUAAUGGUUAUGUCAGCGGUCGGGUUAGCUUGCUCGGUCCCAUAUGGAAUUUUCUUGGCAAGUUAUGCUUGCACCGACAAGCUUAUGAGAAAAUUGCUUCCAACGCCUCGUAUAAGUACUCCUGAAGAAAAGUACGGUGGAGAAGAUUCGGAAUUUGCAGGUGAUUAUGAUGUAGAAAAUAAGGAAGAAGAGCUAAAAAGAAGACUUGAGAUUGGGCCUGAGCUAGAUGAACAAGGAAAUGAGGAAGAGAAGUCGCCGAAGAAGAUUAAGAUGACUGAUGAAGAGAUGGAGAGAGAAGAAGUAGUAGAGGAACCCGUAGUUCUGAAAAUCAAGGAUGAAGGAGCAGAAAUAAGUGGGGUUACAAUUGCAAUUGAAGAAAGUGAGAAGACCGGUAGUGAGGAGGUGCCGGUGGAAGUGGCAAGCAUUUCUGUCGAAAUACGUUCUGGAGAUGAUAAAGAAGAAAAGCAGGUACUAGUUAAGGAGACGACAAGGGAUGAAGUUGUGGCUGAUGAGGAAGCCGGCAAAGAGAAGCAGAGUGAAGAAACUGUACAGGGUGGUGCAGAGGAAGGACUUAAGAAAGAAGAUGAGAGAAAUGCUGGAGAAGCUGUUAUCGAAUCAGAAGAUAAGAAUGCUGUUGGGGUGGAGACGGAGAAAACUGAUCGAAAAGUAGAACAAAAUGGUCACAAGACGAAUCCAGCGGUAGAAAAUGAACCUGCUGUACAAAAGGAAAAAGUAUCAGAUGAAAGGGGGGGUGGUGAUGAUAAGAUUGGUGCAGGUGAGCCAGCCAGCUUCUCAGCAGGAGGAAAAACACAAAACAAGAAGAAGAAGAAGGCUAACCGUGCUACAAAAGACCUUAAUAAAGAUAAGGAGAUUGCAGUAUCUUCUAAUGCAGAUGAAAAAAAGGCACCUGAAAUGACAGAAGGGACUAAGCAACCAACAGAAAGUCAUGAAGUUAUUAUUGAUGAAAAUGGCACUUCAAAUGAGAUGCUGUCCAGUGAGGAGAAGAUCUGGAAUCAGAUUGAUGCGGUGCGCAAAAUAGUCGGAUAUACAGCUGACCGGCAUUUGAUGUUUAUCGACGAAGUCAAGGCUCUUUACGUUUUCACAGGAGUGGAGGCACCUACUUCUUUCAAGGAUCCUCCUGAUUUGGUGGAAGUUAAUGAUAAGCUUAAGUUUUUGAUGUCUGUUAUUGGAGUCAAAUAGACAGUUUUAGUUUUUACCAGGAUUUGAUUUUGAAAGUUGUGCUAUAUGUGUUCUGUGCUAAUAAUGUGAAUGCUGGGGAUUUUAGUUACAGAAGACUCUGCUUUUGAGUAAAGAAUUCGAGUCUUUUAUCA